This is a messenger RNA of Paramuricea clavata, 2563 nucleotides long. The record is from the annotation of a GenBank genome assembly. NCBI's taxonomy places the organism in Eukaryota, Metazoa, Cnidaria, Anthozoa, Malacalcyonacea, Plexauridae.
AUGUUCCUCACUCUGAGGACAAGGUUCCUCACUCUGACUACAAGGUUCCUCACACUGAGGACAAGGUUCCUCACUCUGAGGACAAAGGUUCCUCACACUGAGGACAAAGUUGCUCUCCCUGAGAACAAGGUUUCUCACUCGGAGGACAAGGUUCAUCACUCUGAAGACAAGGUUCCUCACGCUGACGACAAGGUUCCUCACUCUGAGAACAAGGUUACUCGCUCUGAGGACAAGGUUCCUCAUUCUGAGGAGAAGGUUCCUCAUUCAGGGGACAAGGUUCCUCACUCUGAGGCAAGUUUCAUCACUCUGAGGACAAGGUUCCUUACACUGAGGACAAGGUUCCUCACUCUCAGAACAAGGUUCCUCACUCUGAGGACAAGGUUACUCAUUCUGAGGGCAAGGUUCCUCAGUCUGAGGACAAGGUUCCACACUCUGAGGACAAGGUCCUCACUCUGAAGUCAGGUUCCUCACACUGAGGACAAGGUUCCUCACUCUGAGGACAAAGGUUCCUCACCCUGAGGACAAAGUUGCUCUCCCUGAAAACAAGGUUUCUCACUCGGAGGACAAGGUUCAUCACUCUGAAGACAAGGUUCCUCACGCUGACGACAAGGUUCCUCACUCUGAGAACAAGGUUACUCGCUCUGAGGACAAGGUUCCUCAUUCUGAGGAGAAGGUUCCUCAUUCAGGGGACAAGGUUCCUCACUCUGAGGCAAGUUUCAUCACUCUGAGGACAAGGUUCCUUACACUGAGGACAAGGUUCCUCACUCUCAGAACAAGGUUCCUCACUCUGAGGACAAGGUUACUCAUUCUGAGGGCAAGGUUCCUCAGUCUGAGGACAAGGUUCCACACUCUGAGGACAAGGUCCUCACUCUGAAGUCAGGUUCCUCACACUGAGGACAAGGUUCCUCACUCUGAGGACAAAGGUUCCUCACCCUGAGGACAAAGUUGCUCUCCCUGAAAACAAGGUUUCUCACUCGGAGGACAAGGUUCAUCACUCUGAAGACAAGGUUCCUCACGCUGACGACAAGGUUCCUCACUCUGAGAACAAGGUUACUCGCUCUGAGGACAAGGUUCCUCAUUCUGAGGAGAAGGUUCCUCAUUCAGGGGACAAGGUUCCUCACUCUGAGGCAAGUUUCAUCACUCUGAGGACAAGGUUCCUUACACUGAGGACAAGGUUCCUCACUCUCAGAACAAGGUUCCUCACUCUGAGGACAAGGUUACUCAUUCUGAAGACAAGGUUCCACACUCUGAGGACAAGGUCCUCACUCUGAAGUCAGGUACCUCACAUUGAGGACAAGGUUGCUCACUCUGAAGUCAGGUUCCUCACACUGAGGACAAGGUUCCUCACUCUGAGUACAAGUUUCCUCACUCUGAAGUCGUGUUCCUUACUGUAAAAACAAUGUUCCUCACUCGAAGGGCAAGGUUCCUCACUCUGAGCACAAUUUGCCUCUCUCUGAGGACAAGGUUCCCCACUCUGAGGACAAGGUUCCUCACUCUGAAGUCAGGUUCCUCACACUGAGGACAAGGUUCCUCACUCUGAGUACAAGGUUCCUCACUCAGAAGGCAGGUUCCUCACUGUAAAAGCAAUGUUCCUUACUCUGACUACAAGGUUCCUCACACUGAGGACAAGGUUCCUCACUCUGAGGACAAAGGUUCCUCACACUGAGGACAAAGUUGCUCUCUCUGAGAACAAGGUUUCUCACUCUGAGGACAGGGUUCGUCACUCUGAAGACAAGGUUCCUCACACUGACAACAAUGUUCCUCACUCUGAGAACAAGGUUCCUCACUCUGAGGCAAGAUUCAUCACUCUGAGGACAAGGUUCCUUACACUGUGGACAAGGUUCCUCACUUUUAGAACAAGGCUCCUCACUCUGAGGACAAGGUUCCUCACUCUGAGGGCAAGGUUGCCCAUUCUGACGACAAUGUUCCUGACUCUGAGGACAAGGUUCCUCACUCUGAGGGCAAGUUUCGUCCCUCUGAUGACGAGGUUUCUCUCUCUGAGGACAAGGUUCCUCACACUGAGAACAAGGUUUCGCACUCUGAGAACAAGGUUACUCAUUGUGAGGACAAGGUUCCUCAUUCUGAGGAAAGGUUCCUCACACUGAGGACAAGGUUCCUCACUCUGAGGACAAGGUUCCUCACUCCGAAGUCAGGUUCCUGACACUGAGGACAAGGUUCCUCACUCUGAGUACAAGGUUCCUCACUCAGAAGGCAGGUUCCUCACUGUAAAAGCAAUGUUUCUCACUCUGACUACAAGGUUCCUCACACUGACGACAAGGUUUCUCACUCUGAGAACAAGGUUACUCGCUCUGAGGACAAGGUUCCUCAUUCUGAGGAGAAGGUUCCUCAUUCUGGGGACAAGGUUCCUCGCUCCGAAGGCAAGUUUCAUCACUCUGAGGACAAGGUUCCUUACACUGAGGACAAGGUUCCUCACUCUCAGAACAAGGUUCCUCACUCUGAGGACAAGGUUACUCAUUCUGAGGGCAAGGUUCCUCAGUCUGAGGACAAGGUUCCACACUCUGAGGACAAAGUCCUCACUCUGAAGUCAGGUACCUCACAUUGA